AUGAUAAUAAUUUUGGUGUUAAUUCUGGAAGAUGAAUAGAUGGAUUACUUUAUUCAACUCCAAAAUCAAAAUUAGAAUGUGUUUUCAUUGAAUCAUGUUAAGAAUCACUUUUUUCAUUUCUAUCAUUUCUAGUCUUCUUAUUAUAAGGUUAUUAAAUAGUAUCAGGAAAACCUUAUUUCCAAGUACCAGAAAAACUAUUACUCUAUUCUUUAGAUUGUUUAGGAACAGAUCCAGAAUUUUAAACUUAUUUAGAAUUAGAAGAAUCUUAUUUAAUUCUUGAAAUUUAUGAGAAAUAGGCACUUUAUACAUCAAAAGGAUCUCCAGGUUUCAUAGAAAAUUAUUUAGAUAAUUAUGUCAAUGAAAUAUACCUUAAUAGUAAAUGUAGAUAAUUACUUAGAUUCUUCUCUAUAACCACUACUAUCUUAAGCUAAUAAUAGAGAUAAUGAUGUUUCAUAAUAUUUUCUCUAACCUAAUAUUUUAAUUGGACCUGUAUCUUAACGAGAUUGCAUUCUUUAUUGAUUUGUUUAUGAUUCAAUUACAAAAGUAAAAGUACCAUAUCCUUAACUAUCAUACAAAAAUUCUAGACCUCUUUUGAAUGUACCAGAUAAUUACCAACAUAGAAUAACACAAAUUUAUAAUUCUAAUGGAUUAUUCAAAUCAAC
Messenger RNA from Paramecium sonneborni, 662 nucleotides. NCBI's taxonomy places the organism in Eukaryota, Ciliophora, Oligohymenophorea, Peniculida, Parameciidae. The record is from the annotation of a GenBank genome assembly.